CCGAUAUCAUUCUAGCUGUUGAGCUUUAGACACGUCAUGGUCUCCAAAACUAUAUAAAAUAAUAGAUAAACACAAUAUUAUUAAUGUCGAGACGAUAGCAACAUGGUUUACAUAGACCGAAAUGGUCGAGUGUGGGAGAAGCGUCCUUGGAAUCUUGAACGUAUUAUCGAAAUAUUUGUAGGACUUUGGUAUAUUUUGGUGCAAUUUGUUCAGACCCUACUCGCUCCUUUCAACGGUGGCAAUGGCAAUAACCGCAACACUGGCCGACGCAAUGGUGGCUGGGGCGGUGGUGGCGGUGGUGGAGGAGGAGGUGGUGGCGGAGGAGGAGGAGGUGGUCUAAGGCCCAAUAGACGCAUUGGACGAAUACAGCAGACCAUAGAUUCCUCAGCCUGUGCAAUGGGAGGUGGAUGAGGAUAGUAGCGGCGACUUAGAGUACCAAAUGCUCAGUCGCCGCUGACCCCAGCGUAGUCUUAAAGCAAAUAGUGAAUGGUCCAUAUCUGUGUUAGAUCUCGCAAUUCAUUUGCGCUUAUGACGCAAUAUUCAUAAACUCAUCAUUUGAGUGGAAUAUUGCUGAUACAUCUACGCGGAUAUGACUUAUUUGUUCUUUAUUUCUGCGCGUUAAACAAUCAACGCUCUCGAUAUUAGGCUAACAAUUUCUUCAACGUAGAGUUUUAGUUUCUUAGUGCUAAAAAUUUAAGGAUUACAACUGCUUUUAUGGAAUCUAUCAGGAUAUAUGUAUGUUAUUACUAUCCCUAUAACGUAAAUCGAAUUCUACGAAUACUAAAGAAAUUUUAAGUAAAUGUAAAAUUGUUUCGAAUACAAGUUGAGAAUUUCAUACAUUUAUAUAAAUCAAUAAAACAAUCUUUUAUUGCCUAAAAAACUA
Drosophila mojavensis is the source of this 883-nucleotide messenger RNA. RefSeq names its product glycine-rich selenoprotein. Gene Ontology annotation, biological process: endoplasmic reticulum calcium ion homeostasis; calcium ion transport. Gene Ontology annotation, cellular component: Golgi apparatus; endoplasmic reticulum membrane. The transcript has 3 exons. Bases 103 to 411 code for a protein of 102 amino acids. NCBI's taxonomy places the organism in Eukaryota, Metazoa, Arthropoda, Insecta, Diptera, Drosophilidae. The record is from RefSeq and is a predicted model, not a curated record.